GCGUGAGUGCGGGGACAUAAAAACAUCAAGGAUGAGAUACACAACGCUUCUUUCUCUUCAUCUCCUUGUCCUCGCCUCCGUCUUCCUCCUCCACUGUGCCAGGGCGGAAGGAGACGAGGACAAUGAGAAGAAACUCAGCGCUCUGAGCUCCAAGAAAUCCACGACCAAGUCUGAGAACAUUCCCAGGUGGUUCAACCCCAAGACGAUGAGGAGGGUGGGAUCCGACAAGGUUAAUGUCUUCGGUUAUGCCGCCUUCAUCCCUAGCAAGGAACCGAAAUACAACCCGAUUACUGAUCACAAGCUUCCGCUUGCACGACGAUUGAAUGCAGGUUACAUCCUGCCAAACACUUUCACACCGAGGGAAUGGGCUCCUUUGCGCCGUUUCUUUGAGGAACCAGAACAGGUUGAAAAUGCUGCUGGAGUCCCACAGAGUUUCCGUCUAGAGCAUCGGUUCGUCUCCUGGUUCACUGUCGUCUCAACCAUCUUCGGCGAGUUCGGUUACGUUCCUCGCAUCGGCGACUACUUUGCAGAGGAUCCUCUCACACCGCACUACCGUCAUGGUAUCAACUCUCUACCUUCUCCUCUCGCCAUUCCUCGAAUUGUCGGGUGGCUUUUCGUCAGCUUGUUCCCGGCAAACUGGCUGAAGUAA
Messenger RNA from Guillardia theta CCMP2712, 649 nucleotides. RefSeq lists its product as hypothetical. The record is from RefSeq and is a predicted model, not a curated record. The transcript has 8 exons. Lineage: Eukaryota; Cryptophyceae; Pyrenomonadales; Geminigeraceae. The coding region runs from base 32 to 649 and encodes 205 amino acids.